Molecule: messenger RNA, 1893 nt
Organism: Oncorhynchus nerka (sockeye salmon)
Lineage: Eukaryota; Metazoa; Chordata; Actinopteri; Salmoniformes; Salmonidae
Product: unconventional myosin-XV-like
Exons: 14
Coding region: 1-1893 (630 amino acids)
Cellular component (GO): myosin complex
Molecular function (GO): ATP binding; cytoskeletal motor activity
Source: RefSeq, a predicted model, not a curated record
AUGCCCCGAAACGGUAAAUCAGAGAGAAACUACCACAUCUUCUAUGAGAUGCUGUCUGGUCUGGAGCCUCACCAAAAACGCUCUCUUUACCUGCAAGAGGCGGAGACAUACUUUUACCUUAACCAGGGUGGUGACUGUGCGAUAGAGGGGAAGGAUGAUGGAGCAGAUUUCCGUCGUGUGCAGAGUGCCAUGGACAUCCUGCGUUUCAGUCCUGAUGAGCAGAACGGCAUCUGUCGACUACUGUCCUCCGUACUACACCUGGGGAAUGUUUACUUCCAGCCAUACCAGGCUGAAGGCCAGGAGGUGGCGACGGUGGUCAGUGAUCAGGAGAUCAGAGUGGUAGCUGAGCUGCUCCAGAUCUCCCCUGAGGGACUCAAGAAGGCCAUCACACACAAAGUCACGGAUACAGUCCGGGAGAAGAUCUACACUCCCCUGACAGUGGAGAGUGCUGUGGAUGCCAGAGACGCUGUUGCUAAGAUCCUGUACUCGCUGCUGUUUCAUUGGCUGACCGAGAAGAUAAAUGGGCGGGUCUAUCCUCGCAACGAGGCUCUGUCCAUCUCUAUACUGGACAUAUACGGCUUCGAGGAUCUGCUAUUCAACAGUUUUGAGCAGCUGUGUAUCAACUAUGCCAACGAGACGCUGCAGUUCUACUUCAACAAGAUCAUCUUCAGGGAGGAACAGGAGGAGUACAUCCGUGAGCAGAUCAGCUGGCAAGAGCUUCCCUUCAGCGACAACCAGGCCGUCAUCAACCUCAUCGCCGCUAAGCCUCAUGGGAUACUGAGGAUCCUGGAUGACCAGUGCGGCUUCCCCCAGGCGACAGACCACACCUUCCUCCAGAAGUGCAACUAUCACCACGGGAACAGCGAUCUGUAUGCCCGGCCAAAGAUGCCCCUCCCAGAGUUCACACUGAAACACUACGCUGGGAAAGUCACAUACCAAGUGCAUAAGUUCCUCCAUAAGAACUUUGACCUGGUGCGUCAGGACGUUCUGGAGCUGUUCAGUAGCAGUAAGAACCGCAUGGUGUCCAACCUGUUCCUCCAACACAGUGAGGGUCUGGCGUCUCAGCAGCGUUCUGCCGCCAGGAGGGGCUCCACCGCCCGCCGCCUCGCCGGCAACACCGUCAGUGCCAAGUUCCAGAGCAGUCUGCAGGACCUGGUGGAGAAGAUGGAGAGAUGUAAUCCAUACUUUGUACGUUGCAUCAAGCCAAACCAGCACAAAGAACCGGGCCAGUUUGAGACGGAGCUGGUGAAGACUCAACUACGUUACUCUGGUAUCCUGGAGACCAUACGCAUCAGGAAGGAGGGAUACCCAAUCAGAAUACCCUUCUACCAAUUCCUCAACAGGUACAAGGCGUUACUGUGUCUAAAGGAGGUACCUCCAGCGGACGGGGAGACCUGUGUUGAGAUGAUACAUAAACUCUGUCCUGUUAAACCUGGAACAUACCAAGUAGGAGUUACCAAGGAUGUGGGUGUGGUCGACAUAACGGAUGUGGGUGUGGUCUACAUAAAGGAUGUGGGUGUGGUCUACAUAAAGGAUGUGGGUGUGGUCUACAUAAAGGAUGUGGGUGUGGUCUACAUAAAGGAUGUGGGUGUGGUCUACAUAAAGGAUGUGGGUGUGGUCUACAUAAAGGAUGUGGGUGUGGUCUACAUAAAGGAUGUGGGUGUGGUCUACAUAAAGGAUGAUGUGGGUGUGGUCUACAUAACGGAUGUGGGUGUGGUCUACAUAAAGGAUGUGGGUGUGGUCUACAUAAAGGAUGUGGGUGUGGUCGACAUAAAGGAUGUGGGUGUGGUCUACAUAAAAGAUGUGGGUGUGGUCUACAUAAAGGAUGUGGGUGUGGUCUACAUAAAGGAUGUGGGUGUGGUCUACAUAAAGGAUGUGGUGUGGUCUACAUAA